Molecule: messenger RNA, 1673 nt
Organism: Hypoxylon fragiforme
Lineage: Eukaryota; Fungi; Ascomycota; Sordariomycetes; Xylariales; Hypoxylaceae
Exons: 1
Coding region: 499-1167 (222 amino acids)
Source: RefSeq, a predicted model, not a curated record
GCAGCGUUGUGCGCCAUGAUGAUAUGAUAUCUGCAUCGGCUUCAGUGAUUGUUCGGUGAUGCAAUUUUUACGCAACCCGCGCCCACCUGCAGAUAAACGGAAGCAGGCCGGCACACAUGUACCUGUACGUGGGCCACUGAAAGCCAGCGCCACCGUUUGACGGAUGCAAUGUGACUUUGCUGAUGGUUGGUCCGAGGGGAGGCACAGGUUAUGUAUCAGUUGGGCCACGGCAGUAAAUGUACAUAUAUGUGGUAAAGGAAACAUUGAAGGUACCUACAUAGACUCGAUUGAAUUCUCUUGUGGUUUGCAGCACCCGAGUAGUGGUACAUAGGUAUUAAGCACAUAUUCAAGUUGUUGUAUUGUAACCGCCACUGCACUUUCUACCAAAAGAGAAAACCACCCACAUACCUACUACCUACCUAUAGGCUGGCCUAUAUACCUACGCAAACUCAAGAGACAAAUCACGAACCGUGGUCAUUGUACAGCUCCACAUCAAUCAUGUCUAAGGACUCGUCGACGAAUACAAAGGACUCCUGGCAGAGUGCAAAGGACCUUUGGGGGAGUCCAAUGCCCCGCCAGUACCCAUCGGUCAACACGGAGGUCGACUGCUUCACGCCGACAACCCACGGGAUCGCGACGCCGACACGCACGCCGACGCCCACGGCCCUGUCGCGCGACAGCUCCGCGCGCAGCCUCUGCUCGCGCGGCUCCACCUCGCAGCGGACCGUGCCCUCGUCCUCCUCCGCCGCCGAGACGUCUCCGCACGCGGGGCAGGCGUUCGCGAUCCGGGAGCACGAGGGCACCCGGUACAUCACGCUGAUGGAGGGGAAGCUGGUGGUGCACGAGAACGUGGGGGAGCGCGGGGGCUGGCACUGGAUCUGCGCGGAGGCGAAAGGCUGGUUCGGCUUCCGCAGCCCCGUGUCCGCCACCUACAUCGGGCACGACGCCAACGGCAACUUCUGGGCCGUCUGCAACCACCACCUCGCGCACGAGUCGUUCUGUGUCAGGCGGCAUCACGAGGGCGGGUACGUGCUGCUCAUGCCGCACGAGGAUACGCUGAUGAAGAUGGCGAUUAGUGAUAGUGGGCCGACGCUGGUCGAGACGAGUGGGAAUGGGACGAGGUGGGAUUUUAUCAAGGUGGAUAAGUGCUGUGAUGUUCCGAGCUAGGUUAAUUGGAAGUGUCCGGGUAUGGAUGAACCUACAUCCUAAGAGACGGGUGGAGGUAAGACAAUGUUUUGCAGUAUUUAUCUCCCCUCUAUAAUAUUAUCAUCGCGAGUCUGGUCGGGAACCAAUUCUAGAUAGGUAGCUAGGAGUUAGAUAUUCUGGGGGUGUCCGUUACUUAAUUCAGCUUCAUAAUUGUCGAUCGCUGAAUACCUACAGGCCAAAAAGUAGUUCAGGUAGAAAUAUCUGCUAAUUGAUUUUGAUUUUUAACAAAUAAUUCGGGAUGCAUGGACAAACAUUGAAGAAUGAGAAAAGUAAGUAGACAAAAUAUCUAGAAGAGAAAUCGUUUAAAAAAAAAUGAAAAUAGAGAUCGACACCUGUGUGAUUCGAACACACGCCCCCGAAGGGAAUGCCUACCGGCUAUCUUGGCAAUAGCAGGGCAUCGCGUUAACCACUCCGCCAAAGUGCCUCUUCAGAGGUGAGUUGCAUGAUGACUCAGACUUGAUUGAAAG